GGAGUUUCUUCAAAAGAAAAGUCUCGUCGACACUUUAAGAAAUGUUUCUUUCGGAGUCUGAGGAUGAAUUAGAAGAGCUCCGCUCAGAUUUAGACUCCGAGAGCGAGUCCAGCCAUUGCAGUCUGGACGAGGAUUAUAUUCCGAGGGGGCUGGCCCGAGAUCAGGAAGACUUCACUGAUGAUCACAGUUCAGAUGAGGAGUGGGGUAUUCAGCCCACAAAGAGAAGGGCUUCCAGGAAGCGCCCCCGCUCGGUCACGGCCUCUCCGGUGUCAUCGCCCCUGAAAUCCCCAUCUAAGAAGUGGGGGAGUCCCCUCAGAAAGAAGAUCCAUAAUGCAUCUACCCCCAAAAAAGACACCCCCUCCCCCAAUACCAGCAAGAGAUUAUCCACUCCCCGCGGGAAAAGUAUAAGUGUAAAGAGGCAAGCAGAAAGACGGUUGGUGAGAAAGGGAGAAGACGAAGCCGAUGGAGACCGGUGGUGUGACAUCGAUGAGGAAGAUGUGGAGCCUCCUCAACCACGGUUCAGACCCGACAGGGAAGUAGGACCGCAGCUGAACAGAACCGCCAAUUACACGCCACUCGAACUGUUCCAGCUGUUCUUCUCUGUGACAGUAAUCAAUACGCUGGUAAAAAACACCAAUGCCUAUGGGAAAAAGAAAUACCAAGGCCAUAAGGAAAGCUGGGUGCCUGUCACAGCGGCAGACAUGUACUCCUUCGUCUGCCUUGUCCUCUACAUGGGUAUUGCACCGCUGAAAACUCUUAAAGAUUUCUGGAGGGGAUCUAAGCUGUUCAGUCUGCCAUUUCCUGCCUCCGUCAUGCCCUGCAGACGCUUCCUAACCAUCUCCCGCAGUCUACACAUGAAUGAUCCUGCAGUUGAAGCGGCCAAUGAUCAGAAAAAGGGGACAUCGGGGUACGACAGACUUUGCAAAAUAAAGCCGCUAUAUGGGCAGAUUUUGGAGGCCAGCUACACUUUCUUUCAUCCCCACCAGCACAUCUCCAUAGAUGAACGGAUGGUGGCGAGUAAAGCAAGGAUCGGGUUCAAGCAGUACAUUAAGAGCAAGCCUACUAAAUGGGGCUUUAAGCUUUUCGUUUUAGCGGACUCGUCCUGUGGCUACACCCUGAACUUUUUUGUGUAUGUGGGAAGAGAAGGUGAACCCACAGGGAAGGGGGUAAGCUACGACGCUGUCAUGAGACUGCUGGACAUCCCCUUUCUAGGCAAAGGAUACAAGCUAUAUGUGGACAACUUUUACACUAGUCCAACUCUAUUCCUCGACCUCCUUCAGAGAAAAAUCUGGGCAUGCGGCACCGUUCGCUCUAACAAGGCUGGUUAUCCCAAAACGAAAAGGAACGACAUGCCUGUGAAAACACCAAGGGGGACUAUCCGGUGGAUCAGAAAAGGAGGGUUACUGUUUGUGAAGUGGUUAGACACGCGGGGCGUAACAAUGUGCUCCACUUUACACAAAGCGUACAGCAAUGACAUGGUGAAGCGCAAAGUGAAAGAUGCAGAUGGACAGUGGACAGUGAAGGAGGUGCCUGUCCCAGGCUGCAUCAAAGAUUACAACCAGCACAUGGGGGGUGUCGACUUGUCAGAUGCACUCAUUAGCUACUACAACGUCCUCCAUAAAACCCAGAAAUGGUACAAGACUCUGUUUUAUCAUUUUGUGGACAUAGCCACCGUGAACGCCUUCAUCCUCCACAAAGGAAUGUGCAAGCUGCAGAAUCGGCCUGUGUUAACGCAGAAAAACUUCAGGGAGCAACUGAUUUUGUCCCUGGCGGAGAUCGGGUCCACUCCACGCCGGUCAGCUCCGCAAAACUUUAUGUUGCCCGCUUCGCCUUUCAAAGUGCCUCCUGCUUCUCCAUUCAAAGUGCCACCUGCCUCCCCAUCCGGUGUCUCGGCCACCUCACCUCCUUCUCCGUCCGCUGAGAUGCUGCCUGCGACAGCCACCGAUGCUCCAGGUGUAGGUCACCUGCCAGCCUACUUUGUGGAACAAAUGACCAACGUGGCUCCCAGAGAUCGGGCCACUGCCGGCAGAAGGGCAUGUGUGGUCUGCAAAAGAAAGUCGCCCGUCUACUGCAGCACUUGUCAGAAAACACUUUGUUUCACCUCUUUCAGGAACUGUUAUAGCGAGUGGCAUAGAGGCAAUAAGGUGUGUUUCUAAGUGACUCCACUUACUUGUAUAUAAUCUAUGGCCUUUAAUAGGCAGAGUUAACAAAUCUGUCAAUAAGCUGGUGAUUCCCCCUUCAUAAACAUAGGCCUUUAAUCACCACAAGUGAACAAAUUUCAACUGCCAAAGUCUACUAGAACUAUGUUGUCAACGCAUUCCUCAUGAUUACACGGAGUGCUUAAGAAUCCUGUGUGGCCUUUAAACGAAUCCUGCGCAGUCCUCACUCCACUCUAACACUUCCAGUAAACUUCACAGAGAACAAUGAGGGCAAAACGACCUCAGCGAUCUGUUUCAACUGAAUAUUUUCUGGUCCAGAUCAGCUAAAAACACAACACCGAACCUGUUAAAGCGUCAUUCAUUACCAAACCGUUUGCACUGUAACGUUAACCGUUAGGCUACCGACAACGUUAUCUUUGCUUCACCUGUUCAACUGACUUUAGCAGUUCAGAUAAGACACUCAAGUGUCCUGCUGUCCAUUUAGGCCUAAAACGCCCUUUUUUUGCCUAAGUACCUUUCUGUAACCCCCUCCCAAAACCUAAGGGUUUCCAGAAAUAUUUGUCAAAAUUUGUUAAAGCCUACUAAAAUCUUAAUUUCUCAGGCUCUAUAGCAGAUAAAAACAUGGAAUAUGGAAUAUAAAUGAAUUUGGCUUUCAACUUUACUGACUUGCUUGGCCAUAUUCUUCAAAUGCAUUUAAAAAAAAAUCUAUAAACAACAAAAAUAUCAAGAAUAUUUUGAA
Perca flavescens (yellow perch) is the source of this 2898-nucleotide messenger RNA. RefSeq names its product piggyBac transposable element-derived protein 4. The transcript is spliced from 2 exons. The record is from RefSeq and is a predicted model, not a curated record. Bases 42 to 2156 code for a protein of 704 amino acids. NCBI's taxonomy places the organism in Eukaryota, Metazoa, Chordata, Actinopteri, Perciformes, Percidae.